This is a messenger RNA of Lymnaea stagnalis (great pond snail), 2454 nucleotides long. The record is from the annotation of a GenBank genome assembly. NCBI's taxonomy places the organism in Eukaryota, Metazoa, Mollusca, Gastropoda, Lymnaeidae.
UACGACGGCAACUGCUACCUGUUUGAAAACCAACUCAUGGACAUGGACGGUCAUUUUAACAACUGUCUCGUUCAAGACAGUCAGCUGGUGUCUGUGGGAGAUGCGGAGGAGUGGCAAUUUCUGUCGGAUGUUCUCAGUGGUGAGUGCAUCAAAAUGGUGGUCUUUUCAUUCAACUGUGGAAUUUUUCUGUCAGAUGAUCUCUAUGGUGAGUGCAUCAAAAUGGUGGUCUUUUCAUUCAAACGUGGAAAAUCUGUCAGACGUUAUCUAUGGUCUUUUCAUUCAAACGUUCUGUCUGAUGACCUCUAUAGUAAGUAAGGGCACCAAACUCAUGGUGAUCUUUUCAUUCCAGCGAGUGUAAAUUUUUUUUUUUUGGUCGGAAGUUCUCAAACAAACUCAAAUGCUUAAGUCCCCGGUGUUCUUCGUCUAUGAAUCAAAGGUUCGAAUAUGCGAAGAAUAUGUUAAGAUCAACCUGCUGAUGUAUCUCUUGACCCUGAAACUAUGGGAGUCGCAGUGGAGGUCCUAAGGUUCGGAAGGAAAACUCCUACCACGAGAGCUUACCAAGAAAGACUCUAUAAUAUUAUGUCUUCAAGGGCGUAGGGUAGAGAUUAAACUACGCCCCUACUUAUGUUGACAAUCAUUCGAAGUUAAAAAUUUAGAAAAAUUGAAAUAAAUUCCAUUUAAAAACUUAAAAUUUUGUGAUAAAGCUAUUGUAAAAUCUUAAAGUUUCUUAUCUAAAAAAUGAACAUUUUGUCCUGUUUGAAUGUUUCUUAUCUAAAAAAAUGAACAUUUUGUCCUGUUUGAAUGUUUCUUAUCUUAAAAAAUGAACAUUUUGUCCUGUUUGAAUGUUUCUUAUCUAAAAAAUGAACAUUUUGUCCUGUUUUAAUGUUUCUUACCAAGUAAUGAAAAUCCAAGAAACCAGCAAAUUCUACAUUGGGCUGUACGACAUACAGCUUACUUUCUCUUACAUGUGGACUGACGAAACAGCUGUUACAUUCAGGUUAGUUACAUGCUACUGUUUGUUACAGAUACUUAAUUGAUACAUCAAAUGUUUGUUGCAAACAAUAUUUUUACAACACAAUUUGUUACAUUAGAGACAUGUUACAGUUAAAAUGUGUUACAUUUAACAUUUGUAACAGUUAAUAUUUGUUACAUUUAAAAAACAUUUGUUACAUUUAAUAUUUGUAAUAGUCAAAAUUUGUUACAUUUAUAAAUGUCAAAAUUACUAUUUGUUACAGUCAAUAUUUGUUACAGUUACUAUUUGUUAAAGUUACUAUUUGUUACGUUUAAUAUUUGUUACAUUCAAUAUUUUUGUAACAGUCAAUAUUUGUUACAUUUAAUUUAAUGCUGGCUACAGUUAAAUUGGUUACAAUUAAUAUUUGUUACAUUGAAUAUUUGACACAGCAUGCAUUAGUUAAAAUUUGGUACAGUUAAUAUUGUUGCAGUUAAUAUGUGUUAUAGUUAAUAUGUGUUACAGUUAAUAGUGAUUACAGUUAACAUUUGAUACAGUUAACAUUUGUUACAGUUAACAUUUGUAACAGUUAAGUAUUUUUUCAGGUAAAAUGCCCUUAAAACGUGUAAAAAAACGUGUAUAGUUACGUUAUCAAAUGACUUAGCAAUGUGCCCAUUGGACAUUAUACGUGACAUAUUUUUUUUUAAAGCUAAUCAACUGUCACAUCGUCUGACACAUCGUCUGACACAUAGUCUGAAACAUCGUCUGACACAUCGACUGACACGUCGACUGACACAGCGACUGACACAUCGUCUGACACACAGUCUGAAACAUCGUCUGACACAUCGACUGACACGUCGACUGACACAGCGACUGACACAUCGUCUGACGCAGUGACUGGCACAUCCAACAUGGCAACCAAAUAAUACACGUCUUGUUCACAUGUCAUUUGAUUCUGCUUUUGUUUAAAUCCUUUUGCCCUACUCACGAUUAAAUUCUUCAUAAAGGCAAUUGAAAAGAUAGCAGAAUUUUAUUGACCAAGGAAAGUAGGGGAAAAUUUUUUUAAUGUGCUACGACCAAUCUUCCUUUCCCUCCACCUUUCUUUUCACCGUUCCCUCCACUUUUCCCUCCACCUUUCUUUUCAACUUUCCCUCCACCUUUCUUUUCAAACUUCCCUCUACCUUUCUUUUCAACUUUCCCUCCACCUUUGUUUUCAACCGCCCCCCCCCCACCUUUCGUUCCACCUUUCGUUCCACCUUUCAUUCCACCCUCGCCUCCACCUUUCGUCCCAACUCUCGUUCCACCUCCCCCUCCACCUUUCCUUCCACUUUUCCCUCCACCUUUCCCUCCACGUUACCUUCCAUAUUUGAUGUGAUCAAAAUAUUGUUUUCUUUUUUUUGUUUUUCCAGAAGGUUCGCUAAGGAUUACCCCUCAGGGAUCACCAAUCGCUGUGUGGUUUUUGAGGCUGGGUCUAUGAAGAAUAUUGAUUGUGCGACAUACGUAGG